This is a messenger RNA of Tricharina praecox, 939 nucleotides long. RefSeq names its product caffeine-induced death protein 2. Gene Ontology annotation, cellular component: mitochondrion; mitochondrial intermembrane space. Lineage: Eukaryota; Fungi; Ascomycota; Pezizomycetes; Pezizales; Pyronemataceae. The transcript has 4 exons. The coding region runs from base 122 to 700 and encodes 192 amino acids. The record is from RefSeq and is a predicted model, not a curated record.
GGCCGCUGACUUCACUCGCCUGACUUCAGUUCGAAUUUGGUAUUGCAGAUUUUCUUUCUUUCUUUGCACCCGCUUUUACAUAGACCAGUUGCCUUUGAACCUUCCUCGCUAUCCGCCCGCCAUGAGCAACUCUCCGAAUCGUUUCGACCACCCGCCUCUCACGCCACAAUUCUGCUUCUCGACCAGCGCACUGAAAGAUUUCCUCCGCGCCUCCCGCUCCACGAUAGAUGAUACCAUCAGCCAAAACCUAAACGCGUUAUCCACUCCAGCUAGCCACAGAUUCAACCCCUCGUCGACCGCAAACCGCGCAUCUCCACCAGUGUCACGGACACUCGACCCGGGGAAAUGUGUCUCGUUCACAUACAACGUACUGUUGCCCUCGUGGCAGAGCCGCUCUGACGUGCUGAACUACUGCGCGUCCGUCGCUACAUCAGACGACCCCGAUGAUCCGGAUAUACUCGCCGAGAAGGCGGCGGAUCGGGAGAGGAUUGUUAAUGAAAGGCUGGAUCCGUACUCUGGGAGGUUUUUCCCGAGGGAGACGAGAACGGAGAUACUUGCUGGCGUUGUGAGGAAUGAGAGGAUGGUAGAGUCCAUUGUGAGGGAGCGCACGUGGAGGAUUGUUAAUGAGCGCUGUGGCGAAAGCGGUGAGAACUGGCAGGAGGUGUUGAAUUCUUGGAGGGAAGCGAGGGGGAGUUCAUGAUAGCGAGGGGGAGUUCAUGAUAGCGAGGGGGAAGCCGCGUGGAUUCGCUUGUUGGUUAGAUGGGUGUUUGAAAGCGGGCAUGCAUAUAAGUUUACUCUCAGCUCUUGUAUAAUACUUGUCCUACAUAUUAGAAUCGCUACAGAAUCUGUUACGGCACAAUUCAAUUGUGUCAGCUGUUCCGAGACCAGCGUGGUGUCUACGUGGAGUUUAAAGUUCACAAUGACAAUGACAAUAGCGAC